Linderina pennispora is the source of this 318-nucleotide messenger RNA. RefSeq lists its product as uncharacterized. The record is from RefSeq and is a predicted model, not a curated record. The annotation marks the transcript as partial. Lineage: Eukaryota; Fungi; Kickxellomycota; Kickxellomycetes; Kickxellales; Kickxellaceae. The transcript is spliced from 2 exons.
GCAGCGUGUUCGUCCAGGGCAUAUUUCUGGCGGAUCUAGCACGGUGAAAUGUGCUACGGCAGCACCGUAUAAAAGACAGCUGGCAGCGCAGCCGGCCAAGAGACUCGACACUCAAACACGUCUCUACAUCUCUAAUACUGCUCGCAGCCCCAGCACACAGCUCUUACAAUGGCUUUCACCAAGAUCUUCCGCAACUCUGCCCCGGCCACUCCCCGCGGCUCUGCCGAGCUGCUCCGCGGCACCAACCCGAUGGCAGCCUUCGACAAGCUGCGCAAACAGCAGACCGACGCCACCAUGGCCCGCGCCUUCAUCCGCUAA